Molecule: messenger RNA, 4279 nt
Organism: Chrysoperla carnea
Lineage: Eukaryota; Metazoa; Arthropoda; Insecta; Neuroptera; Chrysopidae
Gene: Rrp5
Product: protein RRP5 homolog
Exons: 19
Coding region: 70-4206 (1378 amino acids)
Biological process (GO): rRNA processing
Cellular component (GO): nucleus; small-subunit processome; nucleolus
Molecular function (GO): protein binding; RNA binding
Source: RefSeq, a predicted model, not a curated record
AAGCAACACGUGUAUGUGUGUAAACAAAAUUUGCUCACCGCUGUUUAAGUUAUAAUUUAAUAAUAAAAUAUGGUUGGAGCUACCGAAGUUAAUUUUCCUAGAGGAGGGAAUAAAGUUUCAAAUUUAUUGAAACUAAAUAAAAAAAGUCGCCCAACAUUUAAGUUGUUUGGAAACAAAAAUAUCAAAAGUAAAACCAAGAAGAGAAGUAUUAAUAAGAAAAAUAAAGAUGAAAAGAAAGAAAGAUUUAAUCUUGAUGCGUCUCAAAUUGUCACUUCGACUACGGCAGAACUCUUAACUUAUAAAACUCUGCAAGAAGGCAUGGUUGUAUUAGCAAGUAUAAGAGAGAUAAAUAAAAUGGGCUUAUCAUUAUCAUUACCAGGACGUAUAUCUGCUAAAGUACCGAUUACACACAUUUCGCAACCUUAUACUAAUCUUUUGAAAAAUAUUGUUCAACAAAAUAACGCACCUGAGGAAUACAGAGGUUUAUCAAAAUUGUUUUCCGUUGGACAGUAUGUGCGUUGUAAAAUAAUCGAAUCGCUUCAUUCAGACGAAAAUUAUUAUAAAGUUACGGCAUCCAUUUCACCCCAUGACAUUCAAUCAGAUUGGAAAUGUACACAAUUAAAAAAAGGAUUAGUUAUCACAGUUGCUGUUAGCAGUGUGGAAGAUCAUGGAUAUGUGAUGGAUACUGGUAUUCAGAAUACACGUGCAUUUUUACCUAAAAAAAAUGUACAUGAGACGUUAGAAAUUGGUCAAGUAAUUUGGUGUAAUAUUGCUGAAGUAACCGAGUCAAAUUUAUCUAGUACUAUUGUUUUGAAUGCCAAAUCAAAUGUUGUAUUUUUGAAAAAUGCAAAGACGACUACAAUUCAAGAUUUGUUACCUGGAAUGCGAGUACCGUUUACUGUAGAGAAGAAAAUAUCCGACGGUUUAGAAGGGAAAUUUUUUAACGAUUUUACUGGCUACAUAUCUAGUAAUUAUUUAGAAAAACCAUUACAAAAUUUAGAUAAAUAUAAUCCGGGUGAUACAUUAGAAGCAUAUAUAUUGUAUAUAAUGCCAACAACAAAAUUAACUUGUUUAACAUUGUAUGAUAUAUCCUCAAAACCUGAAAUCACUUUAAAAGAAGGAUAUGCAACUACGGCAAAGGUUCUAUCGCGUAUGGGAAAAGGUCUAUACUUGAAACUAACGAAAACUGAGAGAGGUUUUGUAUCGUACAAUCGUUUAAAAAAGAAAACAGACGACAUAGAACAAUCGUUAAAUGCAUAUCAAAUUGGUUCAUCACAUCAAUGCCGUGUACUCGAUUUUGAUUUAAUGGAACGUGUCUACAUCUGUACAUUAGAGAAACAAUUGGUGAAUGAAAAGUAUUUUAGUGUUCAUGAUUUAAAUCUUGGUGAUUUAGUACCGGUGAUUAUUGAAAAAAUUAAACCGAAUGGUAUUGAAGUGAGAGCUGGUCGUCUUACUGGUUUUGUUAAAACAUUACAUGUCUCUGAUAUAAUACUACAGAGUACUUCGUUGAAUAAAAAAUUUCAAAUUGGCCAGAAAGUAAAUGCCCGAGUUUUGGAAUUAAAUUUCGAAAAUAAACAAGUGAAAUUCACCUUAAAACCUUCUUUGGUUGAAUCAGAUUUAGAAUGUUUGACAUCUCUGGAAACUGUGAAUAAAAGUUUAUAUUAUUUAGGAGUAGUUGUACAGAUAACAAAUAAAGGAAUUUUAGUAACAUUUUAUGGCGAAAUUCGUGGAUGGAUUCCUACAAAUCAAUUAAAUUUGAGACAAGGAGUACAAGUUGAGGAGGUUUUUUAUAUUGGACAAGUGAUUAAAUGCAGAAUUUUAACCGUAAAUUUAGAAGCUAAAAAAAUGACAUUGACCCUGAAUCCUGAAGCAAAGCAAAAGAAAGUAAAAUCUUUAAAAAUAGGACAAAUUGUUCAAGCAGAUAUUGAAAGUGUAAUUUCUAAAGGUAUAGAAAUGAAGAUACCGAAAGUGGAUGGGAAAGCAUUAUUACCAGUUGCUCAUUUGUCGGAUAAUUUAAAAUUAGCACCUGCUUUAUUAGAACAUUAUAAAACAUGUAAGAGAAUAAAAAAUCUAAUUUGUAUUGGUAUAACUCCUGACACCGCUUAUUUAUCUUUAAGAGAAACAAAAUAUUUUGAAAAUGUGCCUACUUUUGAAAGCAUAAAAGAAGGAACAUUACUUAGAUGUUCUUUUAAAAGAUUUGUUAACAACGGUUUAUUAUUAUUUUCACCUAUAAGAAACUUUCGAAGAUUUGUAUUUAUCCCUAAGAUGCAAAUAACUGACGAUAAUUUAGAAGAUUUUAAAACAUUAAAAUUAGAAAAAUAUCAACCGUUAAUGGCUAAAGUAAUUGCAGUGGAUAAGAAAACAGAAGCAAUUAUUGCAACAACUAAAUUAUCUGAAUGUUGGGAUAAGUCAUUAGAUUUCGGUGUUAAUUAUUUGGAUCAAUAUUUGAAAGAAAUUGAUAUCAUACGAGAAUGUUGGAAAAAUAAUCAAGAUCCGUUAGCUGAAAUCAAAUUAGGGCAACGAAUUAAAUCAAAAAUUUCAAAUAUUGCCGAUUCUGGUGAAUGUAAUUUAGAAUUAGCGAACAAUUUAAAAGGAGUUGUAAUAAAAGAACAUCAUACAGAUGAAUUAAAAGUCAAACAAAAGACACAAGGAGUGGUUUUAUGGAUUGAUUUUCAUUCAAAAGAUGUAAUAAUUUCUUUAUUAAAGAGGCAUCAAAAUGAAGUUAGUGAAGAUCAAGGUGUAUUGGUACAACAAAUCUCUAUUGGAACAAUAGUAAAAUGUGAAAUAGUUCUUAUAAAGGAUGAAUUUGCAUUAGGUGUGAUGUUUGAAAAUGGAAAUAAACAAUUUCUAUUUUUACCAACAAUAUUGCAUUACAACGAUUUUACAUCAAAUAUCAAUGACUACGAAAUCGGAUCAAUAGUAUUCGCUAAAAUAUCUAGAAUUGUAGACGAACGGUGGUACAUUGGACUAUUAAAAGUUGAAAAAAUGAAAAAAAUUGAAAAAUUAGAACAAAUUACAAUCAAAGACGAAAUCGAAGAAGUUGAGACAGUAGAACAUCAAGAUAUUAAAAAAGAAACCAAACAAAAAUUGAAAAAACGUAAAAUUGAAGAAACUUUAAAAACUGAUAAGGAAUUGAAUGAAACUGUUACAAAUAAUAAACUAUCAAAAAAACAAAAAAAAUCACAAUCAGAGAAACCUAUUUUGUCUGGUAUGGAUAAUUUUUGGAAUUUGACUGUUGAUGCAAUACAUAAUAAUGAUGAUAAUUCAAAAGAAAGUGACGAAGAUGAAGAGGUAUUGGAACCAAAAAAGAAGAAAAAACAGAAAUCAUCCAAGUUAGAGGAAACAAAAUCAGAAGAAGCUCGUAUACAAGAAAAAGAAAUUAUUCUUGCAGAUUCAAGUGCAACACCAACGUCUGUUGAACAAUUUGAUAGGCUUGUACUAGCCGAACCAAACAAUUCACAUAUCUGGAUUAAUUACAUGGCAUUCCAUUUACAAUCAACUGAAAUUGAGAAAGCUCGAUCAAUUGCUAAAAAAGCUUUGAAUACAAUUUCAUUUAGAGAGGAACAAGAAAAAUUAAACGUAUGGAUAGCAUAUUUGAAUCUUGAAAACAGAUAUGGAACAAAACAAUCAUUUUCAUCAGUAUUAGAUGAGGCUGCUAAAAUGAAUGAUUCCAGACAAAUCCACAUGCGUGCUCUACAUAUCCUCGCUGAUAGCAAAAAACAAAAUGAAUUCAAUGAUCUGUUAAAUGUUGUUUUAAAAAAAUAUAAACAUUUAUCAGAAACGUGGCAAGAAGCAGCAACACAUUGUUUUCAAUUAGGUUUAACUGACAAGGCGCAUCAACUUUUGCAACGUGCAUUAACAUGUUUGGAUAAAAAAUUACACAUUAAUUUCCUAGUUCAAUUUGCUUAUCUGGAAGUGAAAUAUGGAAAUCAAGAACGAGCGGAAACUUUAUUCGAACAAGUAUUAGGAUCUUAUCCCAAUCGGGUAGACAUUUGGUGUUCGUAUAUUGAUAUGCUAGUAAAAGCAUCUAGGAUAGAUGUUGCAAGGAAAGUUUUGGAUUCGGCUGUGUCUUUACAACUAAAUCCUCGUAAAAUGAAAACUUUAUUUAAAAAGUACAUUGACUUUGAAACAAUUCAUGGAAAUGAAGAAAGACUUCAACAAGUUCGUGAAAUGGCUGUAAAAUAUGUACAAAGAGAAACAGCAUAAAAUUAUAUUACUUAGAUUUAUAUUAGUUACUUUUAUAACUGUAAAUAAAAGAAAGGCGCAAUUAAAAACGAUU